Molecule: messenger RNA, 2559 nt
Organism: Cornus florida
Lineage: Eukaryota; Viridiplantae; Streptophyta; Magnoliopsida; Cornales; Cornaceae
Product: probable inactive receptor kinase At4g23740
Exons: 3
Coding region: 427-2325 (632 amino acids)
Biological process (GO): protein phosphorylation
Molecular function (GO): ATP binding; protein binding; protein kinase activity
Source: RefSeq, a predicted model, not a curated record
UAAUAGCAUUUUAUUUUUUUUUCUAAAACCUCUCCACAUAUUGCGUCCUAAAACAUUAAAAUAUUUUCUUUGCUUUCUGUUUCCGCAAGCAAAACCAGGCCACUUUUAAUCAUCACCGUCAAGUACGCUCUCUCCUCUCUCUCUCUCUCUCUCUCUCUCUCUCUAACUGUUAUUCCGAAAUGAUGGUGAGAACGUACUGUAACUGCCGUUUGUUGAAUCCUCAGGAGCCCUAGUUUAAUUCCGGUAGAGAGAGAGUGUGUGUGUGAUUGGUCGUUUUUUCUACGAGCUUUGGAGAGUGAAGAAUUGGGCAUUGGUUCGAUCUGAUCCUUCUCGAAACUAAGAUGCGAAAGGAUUUGCAAAAACCAGAUAUACUUCUACAAAACGACCCUUUUGUGUGAGCUGUUGGAUCUUUGAUUGAGUGAGAAAAUGGCUUUCAAGUUCAUUUUCCCGGCAAUUUUCUUUUUGGGAAUUCUUCUAUCGAUUGCAAACUCUGAACCAUUUGAUGAUAAACUAGCCCUACUUGAUUUUCUCCACAACAUUACUCACUCACGCCCUCUAAAUUGGGAUAUGAGUACUUCUGCCUGCACUAACUGGACUGGAGUGACAUGUAACCAUGGCAACUCCAGAAUCAUCGCCGUCCGGUUACCGGCAGUAGGGUUAAACGGCCCAAUUCCGAUGAACACUCUUAGCCGCCUAUCAGCUCUUCAGAUCUUGAGUCUAAGAUCCAAUGGCUUAUCUGGUCCUUUUCCUUCUGAUUUCUCCAAAUUGGGAAAUUUAAUUUUGGUGUAUCUUGAAUUCAAUAAAUUUUCUGGCCCUUUGCCUUUGGAUUUUUCGGUUUGGAAGAAUAUCUCCGUUAUUGAUCUAUCGAACAAUGCGUUUAAUGGUAGUAUUUCUUCUUCAAUUACAAAUUUGACACACCUCACUGCUCUGAUUCUUGCUAACAACUCACUUUCUGGUGAAAUUCCUGAUCUUAAUACCCCUAGUCUUCAGCUUAUAAAUUUAUCCAAUAAUAAUCUGAGUGGCACUGUCCCUCAAUCUCUUCGGAGAUUUCCUAGUUGGGCUUUUGUCGGUAACAAUUUUUCUAUGGAAACUUCAGUCCCUCCACUUCCUCCGGUUGUUCCACCUAAUGCUCAACCAUCAAAGAAAUCCAAAAAGCUCGGUGAAUCAGCUAUUCUGGGGAUCGUAAUCGGAAGUUGUACUCUGGCGUUUGUGGCACUUGCUGUUCUGCUGGUUGUUUGCUACUCAAAUAGAGAAGGCAAAAAUGGAUUCCCUGCAAAGUCUCUGAAGAAAGAAGGAUCUGUAAAGAAGGCAGCUUCUGGGAGCCGAGAUGGGAAUAGCAGGCUCAUGUUCUUUGGGAGCUGUAAUCUUGCAUUUGACCUCGAAGAUUUGUUGAGGGCUUCUGCUGAGGUGCUCGGGAAGGGAACAUUCGGUACUACGUAUAAGGCAGCCCUGGAGGAUGCAACCACUGUUGCAGUAAAGAGAUUGAAAGAAGUGAGUGUAGCGAGACGGGACUUUGAGCAGCAGAUGGAGGUUGUUGGAAAUAUCAGGCAUGAGAAUGUAGCUGCUUUGAGGGCAUAUUAUUAUUCCAAGGAUGAAAAGCUCAUGGUAUAUGACUAUUAUAAUCAGGGCAGUGUAUCGGCAAUGCUACAUGCAAAAAGAGGAGAGGAUCGGGUUCCCUUGGACUGGGAAACCCGACUACGAAUUGCAACUGGUGCAGCAAGAGGCAUUGCUCAUAUCCACACAAGCAAUGGUGGGAACCUUGUCCAUGGAAACAUAAAAGCCUCAAACAUUUUCCUCAACACUCAACAAUACGGUUGUGUGUGUGAUCUUGGUUUAGCAACAUUGAUGAGCCCAAUGGCUCCACCAGUCAUCCGGAGCAUAGGGUAUCGAGCCCCUGAAGUAACAGAUACCCGAAAAGCGUCCCAAGCAUCUGAUGUCUACAGCUUUGGAGUCUUGUUGCUUGAGCUUCUCACAGGGAAGUCCCCCAGCCAUGCUACAACCGGUGAAGAAGUUGUCCACUUAGUCAGGUGGGUUAAUUCUGUAGUUCGAGAGGAGUGGACAGCAGAAGUGUUCGACUUAGAGCUUUUGAGGUAUCCUAACAUCGAGGAAGAGAUGGUAGAGAUGUUGCAGGUAGGGAUGGCUUGCGCAGCAAGAAUGCCAGAGCAGAGGCCAAAGAUGGUGGAUGUUGUAAAGAUGAUGGAGGAUAUCCGACGUGUCAAUACUGGUAAUCCGUCACCAUCUGAAACAAAAUCGGAGGUUUCAACACCAACCCCAACCGUGACACCACCAGCUCCUAAAAUAGGAUCCUCUUCUGUUUUACAGUGAGCUUCUUGUUUAUUAGAAUCUGGUUGUGACAAAAAUAUUUUUUAACAAUUCUUGUGUGAAGGGCUAGGCACAUGGUUUAAAUUAGUAGAGUCGUCAUUGUAUCUUAUUUUUCUUCUGUACAGUUGUACCUAAGACUAGUUUACCUAUCUGGUCCAGCCUUUAUGUCAAAGUCGGGUUGGUUGACUGUAUUAAUUUGUGAUCACUGGGUUAUUAAGAAGUAUGUGGUUUUGAUUA